CGGAAACUAAGGAACUACUCGCGACACGGACAGCAACACACCGGAAGCGGAGGGAGUAAGCGGCGACUGUCCUGUGACUCAUCCUCUCCGGUGCUCAGGGCACAACCUUGGCCAUGCUGGCUCCUCUCCAACCCAGACCGUGAGCUCCUGGAAGAAGAAAAAAAAUGGCGCACGCGGAUGACAUCAUAGUCCUAGAUGAUGAUGACGAUGAUGAAAAGCCACAUUGCUCCACAGCCAAAAAGCCAUCUGAGUCUCCAGCACCACAGACCAACGGCAGGAAAGGGGGAGGGGAAAGCCAGAAUAAAGGACAAUGUAUGAGUGCAGAGAAUAAGAAGCUAUUUGAGGAGUUUGUGGAUUACUGCUCUGGCCUUACAGAAGAUCAUCCAGAAGUUAUCCCUUUCCUCAAAGGGCGAUUGGCUAAUGCCAACCAAACUUAUCUUUCUUCCGUUGAGUUCCGUAAUGUUUUGGGUCGCUGCCUUACACGGGUUCAGAGCAAGCGCUCUAAAAUCUAUGUUUACAUCAAUGAGCUUUGUACGUCACUCAAGGCCAAUUCCCAGAAGCGCAAGCUCACCCUAAAGCCAUCUACUAAGUCUACGCCAUCUGUCAAACAGGUAGAAGAAGUAAAAGAAGAAAAUGAAGAAAAAGAAGAGGAGGAACCAGUGAAAAAAACAGGGUCCAAGCGUCAAAUACGUUACCUGGAGAAUCUUCUUCGUAUAUACUCUCGAGAGAUCCAGAAGCUUCAGGAAAGAGAGUUAACUCUUGAUGACCUAGAGGAGGAGGACUCUGCUUACAUUCAAGAGGCUCGACUCAAGCGCAAGAUUUUGCUUAUUUUUCAGAAACUUUGUGAAUUAAAAGACUGUCCUAGUUUGACUGGCAGAGUGAUAGAGCAGAGAAUUCCUUACCGUGGUACUCGCUACCCCGAGGUCAAUCGUCGCCUAGAAAAAUUCAUCAAUGAAUCCCGGGAUGGUUUUCCUGAUUAUGGCGACGUGCUUCGUGUAAUUGAAAGGGCCUGUGACAGACAUGAACUUGGGCUGCCACGCAGGAAGAUACAAGGAAUGGCACAAGACGCUUUCCGGGAAAUAGGAAAUCUUCUGCAAGAGAGAAGGCACCUGGAUAUGGUGUACAACUUUGGCUGUCACCUUACUGACAGUUAUAAAGCUGGUACUGACCCAGCUCAACAGGACCCAAGUUUGUCACGGCGUUUACGGGAGAACAGAGGCAUGGCACUUGCACGGCUUGACGAAGUCAUUAAACUUUAUGCAGAGAAACAGGAUGAGGAUGAGGGAGAGGAUGAGAAGAGGAGGAAAAGAAAAAAGGAUACGGAAACAGCCAGCACUUCUAAAGCAGGAAAGGUUUCACCAGUACAGAGUAGAAACACUCCUACCCCACCUUCUCAGAAUUCAGAGGAUGAUGAGGAGUCUGUGGAGGAAUCUGAAACUGACAUUGAGGAGGAAUUGAAGCAGGCCGAAGAAGUAUCAGAGGGGGAGGAAGACGAAGAGGCUACUGAAGUUCCAAACAACGAAGAAAAUGAUGGAGAUCAGAGAAUGGAAAUCCCAUCCACACCUCCGAACUUGCCAGUCGAAGAGGCCAAUGAUGAAGAGGAGGGAGAUGACCUUAAUGAAGACAAUGAUGAACAAAUGGAAGACAUUUCCCAACCUGUUACUCCCUUGUCAGAUGAAGAGGAAGACUCCAUUAAUAUACAGGAGACAGAGAGCAAUAUACAGGAAUCGCCUACAUGUUCUGCUACACAGAUCAACAAACCCCACCCAUGCAGUACAACAGCAGAUAAUGGGGAGAAGGAAAACCAUGAGGAAGCGAUUAACACUUCUGAAGUGGAAACUGUAGAAGACUGUAAAAAAGAUGUAAUUGUGGAUAAUGGAGAUACUCAUGAAGAAUCAGACAUGCCUUAUUCAGAGAAUAAAACUUUGAUUGCCAAGGAAAGUGAUAUAAAGAGUGAUUUGCCAUCCAGCACAGACAGCAGCGUAGUAGAGGAGGUGCUGGCUGAUGGUGCACUGCCACAUGAAGAAAGUCAUUUGGAUACACCUGCAGAUCCAGCACACACAGGAGACACUCAAUCGAGCAGUGACAAUACAGAGUCUUUAUUGGUUGGUGAUGAUGAAGAGUCUACCAAUCAUGUAAAUAAACAGACAACCGACCUUAAGGAAGAGGAAGGGCUUAACGCAAACAGUAGCACUCAUACUAACUCAGACAUUUUGCUUGAUGAGAGCAGCUGUGAGGGCACUCAUGUAGAUAAUGACACACCUCCUGUGGAGAGCAGCAGUAGAGAGACAGAGGUGUUGCAUAUAGAGAGCAACACUGAAGAGCACUCAACAAUUGGUGGCGCAAAGGGUUCCUCUGUGAGUAGCACAAGGGAAGGUGAAAGCAAGACUAAAAUGAACUGCAAAGGGAGUAAUACAGAUUUAGAUACUGGUGUAUCAUGCGUGGAAAGUAGCCUUAGAGAUGAUUCUGAAGACAGCAGAGGAUCGUCGCUUAUCAGCAGUGGAGACAGUAGUAUUAAGGAGGAGGUGUCGCAUAUGGGCAGCAGCAAUGGACUUCUGAGUGUGCCCAUUGCAAAACAACGGGGGAAGGAUUUGCUGUGCGUGGGCAGCAGUACAGACAGUCACAUGAGGGUUCAAAGGGGUACCACGGACAUCAUAAAAAAAAGAAAAUUGAGCUUCACAAACAGAAAGAGGAAAUGGAGCUCCGAACGAACCCUGCUUGAGAACGGAGACAGGGCAUUCAAUGGAAAGAAGCACGACAGACGAGCAAAGAUCUUCAAGAGAUCGAUAAACCGCUCUCCUGACAAGGACCCUUCACAAGAUCUGUCACUGGAGAUGAUUGUUUCGUGCAGCCCACCCACCUCCAGAACCAGCCAGAACAAGAAGACCAAUGCCUCUACUCAGUGUGACCCAGAAGAAGUGAUUGUUCUCUCGGACUGAUUUUCCAGCCUUUUUUGUAUAAUUAAUUAAAAGAGAGGGGAUACCCGAUUUCUGCUGGGGUUUAUUUAAAUGCGUUUCUGGGGUUAUCUACCCUGGUGGUAUUGGGAGGGGUUAUAUAAGGCCAACUUUAGGGGUGGGGUUAGGAGGAAUUAUUAGUUACGGCAUCAGCAGGUCUCUAUUUCAUAGCUGGUUACGGUUAGUAGUAGCGCUUGGUUGCCACACAGGAAUUGCUUUGUGUACAUCACCCUUUUGUGCGAUGUCCGCAAAUGUGCCCUCUCCUGGAAUUGAGAGUAGAAGAAAUGUCUUAGGGUAUCUCCCCUCUAGGUUGAUCUUAAGACGGGGAUUAAUGGGGUUAUCUCCCCCGGGGUAUUUUGGGUAUCUCACCCGGGGUAUUUUGGAUACCUCCCCCCCUCUUACUUUGUUAAGUAACUUUUGGUUUUGUAAAAACUUUGAGAAUAAAUUUUUUUGUUUCUUACUA
Molecule: messenger RNA, 3417 nt
Organism: Bombina bombina (fire-bellied toad)
Lineage: Eukaryota; Metazoa; Chordata; Amphibia; Anura; Bombinatoridae
Gene: DAXX
Product: death domain associated protein
Exons: 7
Coding region: 165-2939 (924 amino acids)
Molecular function (GO): histone binding
Source: RefSeq, a predicted model, not a curated record